Heteronotia binoei (common prickly gecko) is the source of this 945-nucleotide messenger RNA. Its product is annotated as olfactory receptor 5P52-like. The coding region runs from base 1 to 945 and encodes 314 amino acids. Gene Ontology annotation, cellular component: membrane. Lineage: Eukaryota; Metazoa; Chordata; Lepidosauria; Squamata; Gekkonidae. The transcript has a single exon. The record is from RefSeq and is a predicted model, not a curated record. Gene Ontology annotation, molecular function: olfactory receptor activity; G protein-coupled receptor activity. Gene Ontology annotation, biological process: G protein-coupled receptor signaling pathway.
AUGGGGGCUGACAACCUCACUACUACUGCCAAUUUCAUCUUGGUGGGAUUCACCAAUGACCGCAAGACGCAGAUUCUGCUGUUUGGGAUCAUUCUCAUUGUCUACAUAUUUAUACUUGUGGGGAACCUUGGGGUCAUCAUGCUGGCUCAGGCAGACUCCCACCUCCGCACACCCAUGUAUUUCUUCCUCACACACCUCUCAGCCCUCGAUAUUUGUUAUGUCACUAGCACCAUGCCCCAGAUGCUGGCUCACCUUUUCGUGGGACAUGGAGAAUUGUCCGUAAUUCAGUGUGUGUUACAGACGUAUACAGCUUUGGCUUUGAGUUGUGCUGAGGCAUUUCUAUUAGGUGUCAUGGCCUAUGAUCGUUAUUUGGCUAUCUGCCAUCCCCUGACCUAUGCCACUGCCAUGGAAAGAUGGCACCAGGUACUACUGGCUGCAGCCUGUUGGGCAGGUGGCUUUUGUGUCUCAGUAGUAUGUACCAGCUUAAUCUUUAGCCACUCUUACUGUCAUCCCUGCUGCAUCAACCACUUUAUCUGUGAGAUAGCAAUGGUGUUGAAACUAGCAUGCGAUGACAUCCAUUUCACAGAAAUCAUCAUUUUCUUAUUUGCGGGCAUGGUCAUCCUCAUACCCUUUUCGGUUAUCACAAUCUCCUAUGGGCUCAUUUUGUUCUCGGUGUUCCAAAUGCAGUCAGUCAGUGGACUGCGCAAGGCCUUCUCGACAUGUGGGUCCCAUUUAUCAGUGGUCACCCUGUUCUAUGGCACAACCACUCUUAACUAUAUUAUACCUCAGUCAGGAAGAUCUCCUGAUAGUGACAAACAAAUUGCAGUGUUGUAUGUGGUGGUCACUCCUCUUUUGAAUCCCAUCAUUUACACUCUACGGAACAAAGAUGUACAUGCAGCAGUGGCUAAGAUGGUGCAAAGGCUGGGAUUUGCUUCAAAAAGCUGA